Messenger RNA from Oncorhynchus mykiss (rainbow trout), 1094 nucleotides. RefSeq names its product DnaJ heat shock protein family (Hsp40) member C5 gamma b (gene dnajc5gb). The record is from RefSeq and is a predicted model, not a curated record. NCBI's taxonomy places the organism in Eukaryota, Metazoa, Chordata, Actinopteri, Salmoniformes, Salmonidae.
GCACAUGGCCGCAGUACCCCGAGAGCGCCUGGGUGGGUUUAUGCGCACCACGCCACAAGCUGAUCCGUGACGAGAAACCGGAAUUGGCAGGCUGAAAUGAAAUGUUCGACUUCCUGAGGUCACCGUCAAGUUUUGUUUUGGGAGGGAGGUCAUUUUAUAUCUAAAACAUGGCGGAACCAAACCAAAGGCCUCAGCGUAAGAUGUCCACCGCAGGAGACGGUCUAUACAAGGUCCUCGGACUGGAGAAGGGGGCUUCGCAAGAAGAAAUAAAGAAGGCAUACAGGAAACUAGCACUGAGGCAUCACCCUGACAAGAACCCAGACAACCCCGAGGCAGCUGAGAAGUUUAAGGAAAUCAACAAUGCCAACUCCAUCCUCAACGACGAGACCAAGAGGAAGGUCUACGACGAGUACGGCUCCAUGGGCCUCUAUGUGGCCGAGCAGUUUGGAGACGAGAGUGUUAAAUAUUACUUCCUCAUGCACAAGUGCUGGUUCAAGACCCUGAUGGUGUUCUGUGGGAUCUUUACCUGCUGCUGCUGCUGCUGUUUCUGCUGCUUCUGCUGUGGGAAGUGCAAGCCACCGGGGAACGAGGAGCACGCAUACGUAGACCCAGAGGACCUUGAGGCCCAGAUCAGAGCUGAGCAGGACAGGGGUGAACAUCAACCCGUUGUGGUCCAACCUCAUUCUGCUGCUGUUGAGAAGGCAGAGUCCGACCACGACCAGUCUGCAUCCAACCACUCUGACCCUAUAUUCACCACAACGGACCAGUAAGAACCUGUUAGCGAGGCGUCUUCCCAUAGCCUGGUCCCAGAUCUGUUAGUGCUGUUUUGCUAACUCCUAUGGUCAUAGGGACUUGGCAAGACAUGGAACCAGUCUAGUCUUCCCAGUCUGCUACUGCCAACCAAGAUGGUCCACUCUACUGAAAAUACUGUGAUCAGUUUCUGGGGAUCAGUGGCAGGUGCUUAAAUGCUUACAGUCAACCCUCUGUACUAUAUGUGGCCAAAGCCAUGUACAGUUCCUUCAGAAAGUAUUCAUACCCCUUGACUUAUUCCACAUUUUCUGUUAAAGCCUGACUUUUUCUUACCCAUUGACACA